AUGGCUGAGGAAGGCGGGGAUGAGGAUGACGAGGACGACGAGGAAGGCGGUGACGAGGAGGACGAGGAAGGUGGGGAUGAGGAUGAUGAGGACGACAAGGAGGGCGGUGACGAGGAUGACGAGGACGACCAGGAGGGGAAUGACGAGGUUGACGAGGAUGACGAGGAGGGGGUGAUGAGGAAGAAGAGAACGACGAGGAGUGGGACCGCUAUCCUGGACUCCAUCCAAGAUGAGGCGUACGUGGAGUCCAACCGGCACUUCCUGCGGGAAGAACAGGCGAAGACCGAUGUGCUCUUCGACGAGCUGGAUGUGGAGCAGGAGGCGGAGGCCGAUGAUGUCGAUGUCAGAAUGGAGAUAGUGGACAUCUCCGACGACGGGGAGUAG
Messenger RNA from Aegilops tauschii subsp. strangulata, 384 nucleotides. The record is from RefSeq and is a predicted model, not a curated record. Lineage: Eukaryota; Viridiplantae; Streptophyta; Magnoliopsida; Poales; Poaceae.